AUGUUUCAUCUUCGAGAAAGGUCGGCUUUAAUUGCAUACACGUUGCUCUUCACCCGGCGAGUAGGUUCUGUUACAGCUCCUCAGUUAAUGCGUAUGGUCGACGAUCUGGACAAGCGAGUGUACCGUGUGCAGUUUCCUGCAAGUUCUGCUUGUGUUACUGAUAGCACAACGAAAAAAUGCAUGGACAGUUCAAAUUCUGAGUCAGUGAAGUUCGGAGAUCUUGCUGAUAGGACUGGUUUAUUGAAGUUUGAUGAUUUCGAUGAGUUUGAUGCCACAAUGGAGCGACCUCUUACGGACGAUGAACUUCGGCUAUCAAAAACUGGAAGAAGACACGAUCCAGUUUGGUAUCUCUGGAGAAUAAACAAAUUCUGUAAAGAUGGAAAUACACGCGCUGCAGUUGAGCUAUUUUUUCACAAAAUGCUGAGCAUCGAUCGGGUCAUGCCUGACCGAAAUAUUGUUCAUGUUCUUUUGAAUGGACUGGCCGAGGUGGGUGACAGUGAGUCCGCCUUCAAGGUUUAUCGCAAGAUGACCGAAAUGGGCAUCCCGGCUACCAAUUCCACAUAUUCACGCCUUUUCAGUCAGGAUUUGACUGCCUGUCGUAGGGCGUGCACUGAGGACAUUGCCGCAUGGCAGCGGGAGCAUCGAUACAGUUUUAAUGAACCGAGUCUUUUUAAGGAUGUGAGUUUUCAUCCCGACCUUGAUUUGUUUGCUGGACCCGCCCUUGAACGUGCGAAGGGUCUUUGGAUUCGGCUGCACGAACGUGGCUUUCGAAUGAACCGGAUCACCUACAACACGCUUCUACAGACUCUGGCUAAAGCCGGUGAUCUCCAUGCCUGUUUCCAAGUGUUGGAUGCUAUGUUGCUUGGUCGCGGUGGAUUACCGCCACCAGUUCUGCCCUUAUCGACUGCUUCUCCGGCCACCAUCUCGGCUGAGCCCCUUCCGCCAUUCCGACCAGAUGAGUACACCCUAACUGCAGUUCUCACUGCAGUGCUUCAGUCAUUCAAGUCCGGCUUCCUCGUCUCACCGCUUGACGCUCUUCACCUAGCACUGCACGCGUGGCACCUCAUUCUUCCUCGUCUAGAAAGUCGACAGCCCAGUUUACACCACUUUACUCUCCUCGCCGGAAUUGCAGCUCUCGAGGAGUCCAGGAAUAGUCAAUUUUCCCUUGAAAGGGGCAUUAGGCGUCGCAAGGCCGAAACUUCGCUGAAGAAUUAUCUUGAGGUGAUUCCUGAGAGCUUACCAAAACUGAGGGAACAGCAGCCUUCCCCGUCCCCACGCAUCUUGGCAUCCGAGAAAGCGGCAAAUGACCUCUUGAGACGAGUGGCACUUCUGGCGUCGGGUGGCAAUACGAUAUCACAAGCUGCUAGCAACCCAAUCUCCUGUGGCAAUUACUUAUCGGUUGCAUCCUCAGAUUCCUCCAGUUUGUUGCCUGAUACUUUUUGUCCUGACUGGACUAAUCCCGACAUAGUUCUGCGGAGCCCAGUAAAUCUUUUACUACCGCUUCCCCAGAAGGGUGUUAGGCUCUCGCAAACACCAACAUCUCCGCUGAUUACGAAGGUCGUCGCCCUUUUGCCACCUCCUUCAGAGAACACGGAGGCUGGGUUGGAUCGGUGGGAGAGUGCACUACUUAAUGCUAUGGCUACCAACAGCGUCAUUUUAGACUUGCCCAUACUUAAUGCCCUCCUUCAGCGGCGAACAACGCAUGGACUACCUGUGGACAAACUGAUGGCUAUUGGAAACCGUCAAGGCCUCUCGCCAGAUGAAUUCACUUGGAGCUGUCUUGCAUGCGGGUGUCGCACUGCGAAGCAGGUUCGAGAUUUCCUUACCAGCUAUUCAAGGGCUGCUAAACUGGCAUUGGACCAAGGUCUUCCGGGCAGCGUGAGCACAGCGCGCCCUAGCCUUCAUGUUUACGCGACCCUACUGGCCUCCACAAAGUUCUACUGGAACUCCAAGAUAAUCAUUAUCCGGUCAAUGGCGGGCUUUGGUCAAUUGACCUCAAGGUCAAAAGGAUGUCGAGAAGACGGAAAAAAGUCACCGGAUUCACAACCUUGUGAUUCCCCCAUCCUUCCAAAUCGUCGUUUAAUCGCUAAUCUUGAGCUGGAGAUCGCACACUUCCGGGAUUUAGUUGCUCGCGGUAUCGUACCGAGAGGUAGUGACUUUUCUCCCCUUUUGAAUUUGUAA
Hydatigera taeniaeformis is the source of this 2181-nucleotide messenger RNA. The record is from the annotation of a GenBank genome assembly. Lineage: Eukaryota; Metazoa; Platyhelminthes; Cestoda; Cyclophyllidea; Taeniidae.